UGUCGCACCGCGGCUGCCCGGCCGGGGAAAGGAGGGCCCCCCGCCAGAGUGCGAUGGAGAUGGAAGAAAUAUUCUUCCAGCUCUGUGAGGAGGUCGCCAGGCUGCAGGAUCUGUGCAUCAAGCAGGGCAAGCUCCUUCAGAAGCUGACUGCCAGGAAGGGACCCAUCCUCGAUAUCCCCGUGUCGCUGCCGAUCCAGUGCACGGAGGAUAUGGUCAUGGAGGAAGGGGAAAGGCCACCGGACAGCAACCAGAAAUGCUCAGAGGCCCCGGCGUCUGCUGCCUCCGACCCGGAGGGCUCUGCUCAUCCCCUGGUGCAGCCCCAUGCUGUCGACACGCUGCCCGGCUUCGACGGCAAGUACGCACCAAGCGCUGCGAACGGCAGCGUCUUCGGCGCUGGAACUGGAGGAGCUGCUCUUGCCGUAGCUUUUGGCAGCAACAAGGCAGAGAGGAACGAGAAGGUGGAUGUAGAGACGUGGCUGAAGACCUGUAGGAUGCUUCCUACCGUGAAAGCCCCCAAGAAAGAAGUGGGAGCUUGCUGCAGCCCGCAGGAGUUGGAGGCGUCAACCCCGGUUGUUGGGGACUCCUUCCUGACUCUUCUGGACCUCUAUGAAGCCCCAGAAGCCCUUCGGAGGGAAGAUGCUCCCAGUGAAAGUGCUCUGCCUGCUGAGCCUAAAGUCCCGGUAGAGAUCCGAGGACCUGUGAAGACGUCCUGGACGCCGGGCUGGAUGCUGGAGGACGGUAUGCUCGGGCAAGGCGCUGUCCUCGCCUCCGAGGGUGCUCAGGCUUGUGACAUUUGCCAGGAGAUUUUCCCAUCGGAUGCAGCGGGCCAAGCAGACUAUUUAAAGCACGUCUUAGCCCAUUUGAAGUAGGACUCAUCUUCACGAUCGGAAAUCCAUGUAUUUGCAAUCUCGACCAGCGUGACGGCCUCCGGACCUUCAUGAGAUCCUGCCGCUGGCUUUGACUGGGGCCAGCUCAGGUGGCAAUCCUCCUGGUCCGAACUUGGUCCCUGAUGCACUGCUUGACGGGCCGGUUGAGGGCUCUGGAUGUGUUUUGGCUUGUCGAGCUUCGUGGAUAUCAAAGCAGCUUCUGUCCCGGGGUCUGGACCUGUGUGGGGCUGAGCAGGGGAGCUGUAACUCAAUGGGAAAUGGAAUUUUUUUCAAAAUUCACCUUUAACUGAGUGGAAAUGAAGUUUCCAUAAAUAGAUAGGGAUGUUUGAAAGGUCACAUUGGCUUUAUCCAAGAACGGGAAAGGUUGGGUGGGAGAAUCGGAAGGUUUUCACAGUCACUUAACCUGACUUGGCCUUUUGAGAGAGGCUGGCGACGUGAUGACAAGGACCGGAUUGCACCUUCCAGGCGUGUUCCCGGGAAGGGCAUAACCGAGAGCUCUCCUCCCUCCUAUUAAAACCUCAUCAGCUCCAGCUCAGUGAGUUAUGGGACUUUAAUUGAUCCCUCUACAGGUGGGAAGAGGUUUAUCAGCACCCAUCGGUGUGAGGUCGGCUCUCCCGGCUGUGUUUAGAGAGCGGCGGAGCAGAAAGGGGCUCCCCCAGCGCAGGGACGUGACCGACACGCGUGGUGCUGUCCCGUCUUUCUAUUAAAUCUCUUGGGGAAAACGUCUUUGGAAUGAACGGCUCUGGGAGCGGUGGGUGGGCGUGACUGGGGGAUGCAGAGGAUGCAGCUUCUGGUCCUGCGGUUUGCCCUCGAACCAGGUUUUGAUCUUGCCCUGAAUAAUAGGAGCAAGUAAUUGCGUGUGAGGCUGCCAUCCAGGCGACCAGAAUUAAGAUUAUAUUUGUUCCUUAACGUGACCUGUAGUUCGACUGUUAUAAAGCACUCUCCAUCAGUUGCUGUCCACGUGUUUCGCAAAGGAAUUCACCCGCAGAGGUGGGGAAACUGAGGCACAAAGCACGGAUUAGCUUCAAAUCCCCAAAUAAGCUUUUUUUCUUUUUUAAAAACCCCCUCAUCUCAGACCUUUGUGUUUUUCAAGUUGCAUCUGAAAUGGAUUUGGCAUCCCAUGUUUGAGGCAACUUGAAAUCGCUAGCCAGAUUCUCCUCUGCUUCCACGGAUCAGCACUAACUGCGAUCUCCAGCUCCACCAUCUCAUCUUUAGCAGCGCGGAUAAUAGUCUGACGUCAUGACUCAAGUUUCUUCCCAGAAUUGGAGCCGCGUUUAUGAAUUUGCUGUGGCCACGGCGGAGCUGCUGACAAACAUCUGCGUGUCUCGAGGAUCUCGUCCUUUCAGACGAGGCAGGGACUGAUGUGCACGGGUUGACAGCACCGUGGUCCCUGGCCAAACCCUGCCUCGCGUGGCCGAAGCCGUUUCUCCAAGGACCGUUUUCCAAGACAAAUCCUCCAGCUUCUUUCUUUAGAGCCCCGGCUUCGAGCUUGGAUCCUCCAUUUGCGCGAAUAUCGGAACUUCUGUCUGCCCUGCGCAGAAUCAGGAUUUUAUUUUGCUGAAGGUCAAAGUGGGUUUUCUGACAUCACGGUGCAGCUUUCCCGUUGGCAUCUCCAGCUCCAAAUUUCCUCCUCCGGCUCCUCAAAUUAAUUAGGCAGUGGGAUUGUUUUAUAGUGUUUUGUGCUCUUCUAUAGGGCCUGGAAGAAAAUAAUGCUUCCUAGCAUGCUGCGUUACUGGAAACGCCAGAUCAGAAAGCGAGUCGGAGCAAGAAGAGCCAUAAAUUUAUUUGGUAUGAAAUUGUUACAACCAUCCAGAAUUUGCCGGAAGGAGGAAAACCAGCCCGGUUCUUCUUGCUUUGAGAGCACGUCCGGUAAAUUUAAUUUAAAAAUCGCAAGCACAGAUGGCUUUUCUCAAGAGUCAAAGCAACCGUGGCGCAGCACUGGCUUCCACGAGCGGCCGUGCUGAGGCAGCUGUGCUGGGUGAGGCACCGUAUCGCCCCAAACGACAUUAAAAUAUCACGUUUGGGGUCACUUGUGAUGAAAUUUUGCGCUGACGCUCCAUCCCUGGUGACUCGGGAUGGUCGAGCAGUUGAAGUUCAACAAACUUAACUUCAGUGCUUGGCCUUUCUCAACGUGCUUCGUUAUAUUUUUAGAUGUCGCGUUGUACGGUGCAAUUAGUCACCCCCUUCCCAGCCAGAUGGUCCACAAUGACACAGGAGCUUCUUUUUUUAAUCCAGCACUUUCCAUUGGCGUGAACGCGCCUCUGCUUCCUAAAUAACCUUAAAUAUAGGGUGCUUAACU
Grus americana (Whooping crane) is the source of this 3186-nucleotide messenger RNA. RefSeq names its product TRAF family member-associated NF-kappa-B activator-like. NCBI's taxonomy places the organism in Eukaryota, Metazoa, Chordata, Aves, Gruiformes, Gruidae. Gene Ontology annotation, biological process: canonical NF-kappaB signal transduction. Bases 54 to 869 code for a protein of 271 amino acids. The record is from RefSeq and is a predicted model, not a curated record. The transcript has 4 exons.